AUGAUAGAGAAUACUAAUAAAGUAUUUUUAGUUAUAGGUGAAACUGGUUCAGGAAAGUCAACUUUUAUUAAUACAAUCGGAAAUUACUUUAAUGGAGGUAGUUUAGAAAACUUAAAAGUUUUCAUCCCCAAUGAAUUGUAUGCUCAGAAUUGUAGUACAGAAUUAGUUCCUUCUGAGGUGCCAAUUAGUCAAGGUAGAUCAACUAAACAUUUUCAGAUUUACACGUUCUUUGAUAAGGAUGGCAGUCAAAAUCUUAGCUUUAUUGACACUCCCGGAUUUGGAAGUUUACUGAUGCCCAACAAUGCUCUCCAACAAGUGAUUUUGGAUGCUGUUCGUACUCAUGAACGUGACUUGUGUGGAAUCAUCUACAUCUUUAGUAGUACAUUGGAUAGAGGUAACAAGAUCAUUCCAAAUAUGGUAUCUUUCCUAAAGAACUCCUUGCCAGAGUAUCUCCAUAUCAACUCUCUUCAUAUCUAUACCAAAUCCUAUGAGACUGUUAAUGAUUUCCGUCAACUCGGUAUUCAAAGCAAGACUCCAUCCAAUAUCAAUAUGCAAAACUCUGCAUUCCACGGAAAAGGUUCUAAAUCAGACUGGAAGAAUUCAAUGGAGAUCAUUUCCGAAGAGAUCUUGCCUGUUCUCAGAGAUAUUAAAAAACCCAACAAAAUCAUAAAAGAGACAUCAAUGCUCUCUGUAAGCUCCAAAUACAAUUCAAUUUCAUCCAAUCAGUUUAGAACACUAAUUCAAACAUGCCUUUCUGAAUCCUAUGACCCAAACACCAAGAUACUCCUUCUUGCAGAUAUCACUCUUAGACUUUCAACAGUUAAAUCGAUCUUAGAACAGAAAUAUAUGAAUGGAGUCAUCAGUUGUAUCUAUUUGUUUGCUUUUGAAAAGAUGAUUUUUGAUGUCGAUAAAUUUUCUUUGCCAUCAAAGAAUGUAAUUGUGCUCACACCUGAUCAUGACAAUUCACUUGGAUCAAGCUUUGGUAUUGUGGUUACUCCUAUCUUUUAUUUGGUUGACAGUGAAACAAAGACCAAAUCAGACUUUAUAUUUCAGAAUCUCUAUACUCCCAAGCCCGAAAGUUCACUCUAUCCUUUUGUUUUGUUGAAGAAUACUUUUACUCCAACUAAUUCUGUUGGCUCUGUUUUGGAUAUGUAUUCUUCUGAAGCAUUUAAACUAAGAGAUUAUAUUGGUGAACCUAUUGUAACUCAUCGUUUCAUCAAUUCAUUCUACACUGGUCUCUUUAAUUCAUUGAAAUUGGAAAACGGAUAUACUCUCGAUUCAAUGUUCAAAAGGUAUAAAGAGAUUGAUACUAAUCAGUUGGUUGAUAAUCCAAGCUCGAUGGUAGAAUCAUACACUGUAUUCUAUGAUUUUAUUAACGUGUUCCAAAUGUCUAAGAGUAUUCCAUCGAAUGAUCAAAAGAUUUCUUUGCUCUAUUCUUGCACUCAGAGUAAAAUUACACAACUUCAAUCUUUUAUCAAACCACCUCCACCUAUCAACAAUAUCAAACUUUUCAUGGAUGAAGUAGUUGCCAGUGGAAUGAAAGAUAUUCAAGAAGCUGAACAUCAAAGAAUGGUUUCUCUUUGUAAGAAUGAAUAUGAAGGAUCUUUGAAGGAGAAGAUUGCAGAGUGUAGAGAUUAUCUUGAAAGAAUCAAUUUAUUGAUCAACAAUUCAUCAAGUUCAUUUACGGAUACCAUUUCUUCAGUUAAAGAUGAAAUCAAUUCAAUGAUUAAAUCUUCAAAGAAAGACAUUGAAAAACUGGAACAAUCCAAAAAGAAAUGUAAAUUCAAUCUUUUCAAAUCAAGUGUCUUGAUUGGUUUAAAUUUGGUGUUGUUUGCAGGUUGCAAUGUCAUUCCUUUUGGUAGAUCAGGUAUCACUCUCAUUGAAAAGUCAAUGAAUUUCAUUCAAGAUCCAAACAUGAAGGAAAUGGGAAAUGUCCUUAAAGUCUUGGAGAAGAUCGAUGUUGAAGCUGAUCCAAUCAGGAAGAAAAUAUUAAAUAUAGAAGAUAAGAAAGAAGAGAAAAAGGAAGGUGCAAAAGACGGUAAAGAUGAUGGAAAAGGAAAAGAUAAAGUAAAAGAUGAUAAAAAUGGAAAGGAGGGUUCAAAGGAUAAAGGAAAAGAAGGAGAGGAACCAAAAGAAAAAUCAUCAAUUAAGAAGGUUCAAGGUCAUCUCAAGAAUAUCAUGCCUAUUUUUGAACAAGUUGAACAAAUGGUUAAGAAUUGGAAUGAAAUGGAAAAGAUUGUUGAAAAGAUAGAUAAACUUAAAGAAGCUAUUGAAAAACUAACUGCUACAAUCGAGCAAACUCUUCCAAAGUUCUCAGAGAACCUCAUGAAAGUACUUAGUCAGUUGAGUCAGAGACAAAAGGAACUUUCCAAUUCAUCAGCAACCUCAAGAAAGUAUCAAGUGAUUGAAUUAUCUGAGCGAUACAAACAGAAUCUCAAGUACAUUGGAGAAGUACUAAAAUUCUUACCAAACAAAGAAGGUUAUGAAAGUUUUGUUCAGAUCUUUGAGGAGUUGAAAUUGUAUCUAAAUGUCUCUAUGGAUAUCAAUGACAAGAUCGAAGACUAUAAAGAUCACAUCCAAAUGAUUGGAUACAUGGCAAACAUUUCAACUAAAUCACCUUCAUUAGCAAAUGAUCAACUGAGUCUGGAGCUUAUCACUCAGACCAAGUUGCAUUUGGUCAUGGAGAAAUAUCAUCAAGGCACCAAAGGAUUCCUACAAUGUAUGUUCCCAUUCGGUUUGGAGGUGAUCUCUGCUUUCCAAUAUUCCAAUAAUUACUCUUCUCAAGGACAAGGUAUCAUCCAGGCAAUGAAAGAUGAUAUCAAAUCGAUCCAGAAAUACAUUAAUAUUGGUCUAAGUCAAAUCAACAGAAACAUCACAGACAAUGUAUUGAAACGUCAAUUCGAUAGUAAUACACCAUUCUACAAAUGGACCAAAGCAAAUCAUAAAGGAUUUAUCAAUAGAAUACAAGUGUUGUUUGCUGGCGAAGCCGUCACUUUCUAUGCGGAUAUCGAUAGAGUUCCACAAAUGUAUUCAGCAACUAAAUUCCAAACUAUCAAGCUACACAUCGGUCAUCCAGAUCCAAAAGUAAACGAAACAAUACAGAAAUCGAUAUCUCAACUGUUCUUUGAGCUAACUCAUUCUGGAAAAUCGUACUACCAGUUCAAUCAAACGAAAUUCCUGAUGGUCAAUGAUUACUGUACAUUUAAAUAUCAAUUGUCAUCGAAUGACAAGGUUUUGGUGAUGAACAGUACCAUGGAACUUCUUGCUCAGAGCGAACCUAUUCUUAGUCCAUACACAUACUGGACAUUCAAAAUUAGAGGUAUCAAAGAACACCUUGGCCGAUUGCUCGGUCCCAACGAUUUUAUAAACUUGGAACUUUCAUUGAUUGGAUUGGGUCAGUUUGUAGAUAGUGAGAAAUAUGUUUAUGAUAAAACAAACUUUGAUAAACUUUAUUCAAAUUAUAUUGUAAUAGAAUAA
Messenger RNA from Heterostelium album PN500, 3477 nucleotides. RefSeq lists its product as uncharacterized. NCBI's taxonomy places the organism in Eukaryota, Evosea, Eumycetozoa, Acytosteliales, Acytosteliaceae. The transcript has 2 exons. Bases 1 to 3477 code for a protein of 1158 amino acids. The record is from RefSeq and is a predicted model, not a curated record.